This is a messenger RNA of Pimephales promelas (fathead minnow), 970 nucleotides long. Lineage: Eukaryota; Metazoa; Chordata; Actinopteri; Cypriniformes; Leuciscidae. The record is from RefSeq and is a predicted model, not a curated record.
CGGCGUUUCUCAGGAGGGAAGAGUUGGGGAGGCUCUUGCAGUUUGGGAAACGUUUUAACUUUAAAGUCACCGGUUUGCAGGAAUAGGCUACAUAAAGUGGAAUAGGAGAUUGGGACACGAGUGGAUGGAAAGCGAGCACCUUCUUUACUGUAGGGUUGCUGAAAUUCUACUGUAACUUUCUAUAGUAAAGACUCAAUAAAUCUGUUUGAAGAUGGCAUCAGAAGAAGAGUAUGAAGAAGAGAUUGUGGAGGAGGAGGAGUACUACGAGGAGAGUUCAACAAUCACCACCACGUCCACCUCAAUGUCUCAUGGUGUUGAGUCCACACCAGGUGGUCUUCCCAGACGGACAGUCAGGAAGAAGGCGAAGGUGGACACCUCAAAGUUCAUGACUCCUUACCUGGCACACAGCCAGAAGAUGCUUGACCAGUACAGCCAUAAUAAAUACAGGGAGGAAUAUGAAAAAUCAAAGGGGCAGCCCUAUGCCAUUUCAGCUGACACACCUGAGAUGAUUCGCAUCAAGAAGGCCCAGGAGCAGCUUAGUGAGGUGAAAUACCGUAUGGAGGGCCUGAAGGCCAAAACCACCAGCCUCUAUGAUGGUGAGGCUCGUGAGAUUGCCCACGUGAAGCACGUCUCUGAGCUCGUCAGCAAAGUUCUGUACAGGCAGAAAUGGGAUGAGACCAAGGAUAGGUACUUGCUCCCUCCUGACGCCCCUGAGCUGGUUCUUGCUGUGAAGAAUGCUGCAAAUUACAGCAAGAAAUUGUACACAGAGGCGUGGGAUGAGGAUAAGACCAUGUACUAUCCAUACAGCGACAGCCCAGAGUUGCGCAGGGUGGCCAAGGCCCAAAAAGACCUCAGUGAUAUUGUCUACAAGAAGGGCCACGAUGAGCGCAAGGCAAAGUACACGUCUCUGGCUGAUCCCCCAGAGAUGGAACUGGCAAAGAAAAACUUUGCCAAUCGUAGCAAUUGUUAA